This is a messenger RNA of Xyrauchen texanus (razorback sucker), 2465 nucleotides long. RefSeq names its product caM kinase-like vesicle-associated protein. Gene Ontology annotation, molecular function: ATP binding; calcium/calmodulin-dependent protein kinase activity; calmodulin binding. Gene Ontology annotation, cellular component: intracellular anatomical structure. The record is from RefSeq and is a predicted model, not a curated record. The transcript is spliced from 11 exons. The coding region runs from base 162 to 2465 and encodes 767 amino acids. NCBI's taxonomy places the organism in Eukaryota, Metazoa, Chordata, Actinopteri, Cypriniformes, Catostomidae. Gene Ontology annotation, biological process: intracellular signal transduction; peptidyl-serine phosphorylation.
ACAGAGCAGCAUCGCACGUCGAUAGUCUUGUCAGAACUAUCCGAUCAUAUGCGUCUCUCAUUAGAGAGCUAUUGAUACCCAAUCAAGUGUCUCUUCAAAGUUUGGAUUCCUUCAUCCAGCCUGUGCGUAUUCUGUGCCAACCCGAGCAGGUGGAUGCUGUCAUGCCAUUUGGGUGCCUUGCUCUGCGAGAUGGGCGGACAUACAACAGCCUGUCAGACAUCACUGACAAAUACGAAAUUGGACAGGUCCUCAAGGCGAAAGAAUUUUGUGAGCUGUGCCUGAUGAAGGAACGACAGACAGACAAGGUCUAUGUGUGCAAGAAAUUCCUCAAGAAGGAUGGCAGGAAAGUGCGGAAGGCAGCCAAGAACGAGAUCAUGAUCUUGAAAAUGAUCAAACAUCCAAACAUCCUACAGCUGAUUGAUGCAUUCGAGACCAGGAAAGAGUUCUUCAUCAUACAAGAGCUGGCCACAGGUGGAGAUGUGUUUGAUUGGAUCUUAGACCAGGGCAACUACACAGAGAGAGAUGCUGCCAAUGUAAUCCGUCAGGUUUUAGAAGCAGUGGCUUACAUUCACUCACUCAACAUAGUCCACAGAAACCUAAAGCUGGAGAACUUGAUGUACUACAGGGAGAGUAACCACAACAAAGUUGUGCUACGAGAUUUCUACCUGUCCAGGUUUGAGAAUGGCUCAAUUACUGAACCCUGUGGAACUCCUGAGUACCUGGCCCCUGAAGUGGUGGCCCGUCAUCGGUAUGGAAAACCAGUUGAUUGUUGGGCUGUGGGGGUCAUUAUGUACAUACUGUUAUCUGGAAACCCUCCCUUCUAUGAUGAAACAGAGGAGGAAAACACAGACAUGCACAACCGGAUCAUCUUCUGCCGCAUUGUUGCUGGAGAAUUUGAAUUUGAUUCACCAUACUGGGAUGACAUUUCCCCUGCUGCCAAAGAGUUGGUCUGCAGAUUAAUGGAGGUUGACCAGAUGCUGAGAAUUACUGCACAAGAUGGACUUCUACAUGAAUGGAUUGCUGGAAAUGGGGCUUCUGAAAAGAAUCUGAAGGAAGGAGUGUGUGCUCAAUUUGAGAAAAACUUUGCAAAGGCCAAGUGGAGGAAAGCUAUUCGGGUCACCACCUUUAUGCAGCGUCUCCGAGCAUCUGAAAUCGGAUCGGCUGAUGGGGUAGUAGGAGGCCAAAGUGAAGGUGUCCGAGCAGAUGGGUUAGAUGGCAAGGGUACACAAAUAGACUCAGGCGGAGUUUCUACUGUGAACGUGUCCCAUGAGGUGACUGUUGAAAACAGGCCCUUGGAGAAUCAAGAAGGGGAUAAACUAGGACCCAGAAAAGCAGAGAAGGAGAAAGAAGACAUUAUGACAGUGUUGCCUUUAGAAGUUGCAGAGCCCCUUGCCCAAUCAAACAGCUCAUCAAAACCACAGAUGGAGGAGCUAAACAGGAAAGAGGUACAGAAAGAAACUGAAAAAGGUGAAAAGGAAGACAAACCACUAACAGAUGCAAUCCAGAAACCAGCAACCUCCCAGGUCAUGAAGACCUCGAACAGUAAAGAAAACAGUGUACCCACAGAACCAGAGGCAACAGCUGUUGAAAAAAAAUCAUAUGAAACUCCAAAUCGUCGUAAGAUGGCUGCCAAUCUCUCAAUGGAUCAUGGCUUAAGUUCUGAUGCCAAAACUGGUAUCUUGUCAGUUGGGAAGGAACAACCACUUAAAACAGAGGAGAAGGUGGGCACAAUGCAGGAUGUGACCCAAAGUAGCUGGUGUCAAACGCAGCUUCCAGAAGCGGUGGCAGAGAGGCCAGUUGAGGUAGGGGUGACUGGAGAAGUUAACUCCAAAUGCAGAGAGACAAAAAAAGGAAAAACAGACAAAGGUAGGCAAUCAGUGAAAAACAUCCAGUCUACAUAUCCAGGAUUGGAAUCUUUAAGUCUUGGCCAUGAUACAGACGUAUUUGAGCAGAAGCUGCAAGAGAUGGUCCAUGGCGCACCCGGAUAUGGGAUCCCAUAUUAUCCAACACCUUAUUCUGUUAGUGGUGGGGCUAUGUAUGGUGGUCUAGAUCCAGGAGGCGGAGCCAGCGCUGACUGGCAAAUGGAUUGCGUAAUUGAACAAAUUGAAAAACAAAUGGCUGCUGUGCUUGAGAAGAUUGAAGGAGACAUGCCUUCAUUGCUAGAGCAGAUCAGUGACCGUCCAGAGACCCUGCCAAGAGCAAAGAGUGCCAGCUCUUCCCCUUCGCCUCGACCUCGCUCGUAUCAUCAUUCGACCCCUCCACCCCUUCCCACCACACCACGCCCAGCAAUGCCCUCUCUACCACAUCUGACCAUCCCUCCUCCUUCUUACCCACCACCCUCUCCACCCGGUCACAUCCAGUGUCACAGCCAUCCAACUGCUGAUGAGGGUAACAGUGAUGGCCAGAGGAAUACAAUGCGGUCUGGCCAUUCACCAAGGGGAAGUGUGUCAGGAAAAGGGUUGUAA